AGAAAUAGUCACCUCUCUCUAUAUAAACACUCCAACAUACAUAUUAAUAUAUGUACUAAAAGGGAAAUCAGAUUCAGGGGAAAAACCAAAGGCAAUUAUCAUAUUAUCAUUAGUCAAGAUGGCAAUAUCAUCCAAGACCUUAGUAAACACGAGCCUGUUGUUGAGGAUACUUAGUUUGCUGGUCUUAGCUGCUUCUGUUGUGGUUAUGGUCACCAAUACGGUCACCGAUAUUGAUGGUUCCAAAGAUCAUUUCACUAUUCUCACUACUUACAGGUAUGUGCUUGCAAUUGGUGCUGUUGGAUUCUUGUAUACGUUGGUGCAAAUACCUUUCGCUGUGUACUACGUCUGCACUGAGAAGAGGUUGAUUCGGAAUGGCUGCCUUCCCAUUUUUGAUUUCUAUGGUGACAUAGUAAUCAGCUUCCUUCUGGCAACUGCAAGUGGUGCAGGAUUUGCAGCGACGUACGAGCUAAAGAAACUUGUUGUUGGGGUAGUAGGAUUUGGUGAAACAACCAAGUUCCUUAACAGAGGAUAUAUUUCUAUCGGUCUCUUAUUUGCGGGAUCUGUUUGCAUGGUCAUUCUCUCAAUCCUUUCAUCUAAUCUGAGGAACUCUACAGGUAGAGGAGGCUUCUUCGGUUGAAGUAAUUAAGUUAAAACCAAGCACAUUGUGCUUCAUUAGGUCUGAUACGUUCCCAGUUCCUGAAAUAUCCAGCACACUUUACUUGGGUAUUGGCUUGGACAGAGGAAUUCAUGUCAAUCGUUUCAUUAUUUAUCAAUCGAUUUCUAUGGUUUUUAAGAGUGAGUGUAAACACUACAUAUCUAAUAAAUAUAAGUUCAUGUAGCACGACCUUCAACUUAAAUGUUAUUUCCGGAUCCCAGUUUUUAUUUCUAGAGCAACAAAGCAUGAAAAGAUCAAAUUACCUUGCAUUAAUUUUUUCCAAGAGCUGUUUAUUAUGUAUGCAGGGGGUAGUUUUAUCUUUUCAUUCUUCUUUUGCUCUGUAAAUAACACAGAUGCUCUGGAUAUAACAUUCUGCCUGCUUAAAUGUAAGUUCGACGCAAACAUUUCUCUUAAUAACAAAAGUAUUCUGGUUUACUUUC
Molecule: messenger RNA, 1095 nt
Organism: Daucus carota subsp. sativus
Lineage: Eukaryota; Viridiplantae; Streptophyta; Magnoliopsida; Apiales; Apiaceae
Product: CASP-like protein 4D1
Exons: 4
Coding region: 119-637 (172 amino acids)
Source: RefSeq, a predicted model, not a curated record